CAAACCUACAAUUUUAUCGUGACCGCAGUCAUUCCACAGUAACAUUCCAUUCGGUCUGCACGUAUUAGCUCUGGUUAGAAAGGCCUUGUGAUUUACAAGGUGCCACGUGUCUAGUCAAAGAAAAAAUCCUUAAUCAAUACAUCAGUUAAUAUUAGGAAGAUGUUCCAAUUAACUGGGCAAACAUUAACCCGUCAUGGUCAGCAACUAGUUCGCUACGGUGCAGUAAGAUGUGUCGCUACUACUUCGAAGGUCAAAGCAGCAGAAAAGUCAAGCAGCCCGGAACCGAAGCCGAAUCAGUCGUUUAUGAUGAACAUCUUCAGCGGCAAAUUGCAAACCUCGCAACUCUUCCCAUAUCCAGAGCCUCUCAACGCAGAGCAGAAAGAAUACAUUCAGGCGUUCAUCGACCCAGUUACUCGAUUUUUUAAUGAGACCAACAACCGCAUCAAGAACGAUGAAACCGGCAAAGUAGAUCAAGAGACCAUGGAUAUCGUUUGGGAGUUGGGACUCAUGGGUACUUCGAUACCGGAGGAGUUCGGCGGUUUGGGGUUGUCGAACGUACAAGCUGCACGUUUGAGUGACAUCAGUGGGGGAAACGAUCUUGCUUUCACGAUCCAUAUCGGAGCACAUCAAUCGAUUGGCACCAAGGGUAUUCUGCUGUACGGAACGGAAGCCCAGAAGCAGAAGUAUCUACCACAGUUGAGUACGGGACGUGUGUUUGGAGCGUUUGCGCUGACCGAACCAUCGGUAGGAUCGGAUGCUGCGUCGGUGAAAACCAGAGCUGUGCUAAGUCCCUGUGGUAAAUACUACAUUUUGAACGGUUCUAAGCUGUGGUGUUCUGGAGGUGGAAUAGCCGAUAUCUUCACAACGUUCGCCCAAACAGAAGUAGUGGAUCCGAAAACUGGACAGAAGAAGGACAAAAUGACUGCAUUCAUCGUGGAACGCGGAUUCAAUGGAGUGAGCUCUGGACCACCAGAAAAGAAAAUGGGCCUGAAAUGUUCAAUAACAACGGAUGUGUAUUUCGACGAUGUCAAGGUACCGGUCGAGAACGUUCUUGGAGAGGUUGGCAAUGGAUUCAAGGUAGCAGUUAACAUUCUGAACUCUGGUAGAUUCGGAUUGUGCGCAAUGUUGACAGGAACGAUGCGAGCUUGUAUUGAGAAAGCAGCAGAGCACGUGUCAAGCCGAGUUCAAUUCAAACGCAAGUUGAUGGAGUUUGAAAAUGUUCAGGAGAAACUGGCCAAGAUGGCUAUGCAUCAUUACGUGGCUCAAUCACUGGCCUACAUGGUUUCAGGAAACAUGGAUUUAGGUUCAACUGAUUAUCACUUGGAGGCGGCUAUUACCAAGGUUUUUGGAACGGAGGCAGGAUGGUAUGUUUGUGACGAGGCCAUACAGCUGCUGGGAGGCAACGGUUACAUGCAAGCUCCGGGUCUAGAGCAGUUCUUGAGAGAUAUGAGAGUUUUCCGAAUCUUCGAAGGUGCUAACGAUGUUCUGAGACUGUUCAUUGCAUUGACCGGCAUUCAGCACGCUGGCAAUCAACUGAAAGGGUUACAGAAGGCCAUGAAGAGUCCUCUUACGAAUCUCGGAACCGUUUUGCAGGAAGGGACGAAGCGUGUGUCACGGAAAAUGGGGGCAGGCGGUACGGACUUGAGCGGAUUUGUGGUUGAUCCGUUGAAGGAUUCCGCAAAGCUUUGCGCACAGAGCAUCGAUCUCUUCAAUCAAACCAUCGAGUCUCUGCUGAUAAAGCACGGUAAAAAUAUCGUCGAAAGACAGUUCCUUUUGGCACGAGUGGCUGAUGCGGCUAUUGAUAUCUACACUAUGGCUUGUACACUAUCACGAGCUUCCCGAUCUGUCCGCAAAGGACUCCCAUCUGCGGAACAUGAGAUUCUGAUGACCCAGGCAUGGUGCACUGAAGCAAACUACCGAGUGCAACAGAACAUCCAACGCAUCCAUUCCGGAGUAUUCAACGAAAAUUACAAACGAAUGUCGAUGAUUGCGUCCAACAUUUGCAGUCACCAAGGUCCAGCCCAUACGAAUCCUCUUGAGGUGGACUGAUGACGUAUGGUACCGGAAGACUGGUUAUUUUAUAAGACAUAGAUCUAAGUUAUACAUUCUAAGCUAUCUAGCCUAAUGACACAAACUAUGAGGUCAGUAAGAAUACAUUGAAUCCGUCUUUUACUGCAA
Molecule: messenger RNA, 2178 nt
Organism: Aedes aegypti (yellow fever mosquito)
Lineage: Eukaryota; Metazoa; Arthropoda; Insecta; Diptera; Culicidae
Product: very long-chain specific acyl-CoA dehydrogenase, mitochondrial
Exons: 4
Coding region: 160-2049 (629 amino acids)
Molecular function (GO): fatty-acyl-CoA binding; very-long-chain fatty acyl-CoA dehydrogenase activity; flavin adenine dinucleotide binding
Source: RefSeq, a predicted model, not a curated record